Priapulus caudatus is the source of this 1363-nucleotide messenger RNA. RefSeq names its product dynactin subunit 1-like. The record is from RefSeq and is a predicted model, not a curated record. The transcript has a single exon. Lineage: Eukaryota; Metazoa; Priapulida; Priapulimorpha; Priapulimorphida; Priapulidae. Bases 1 to 891 code for a protein of 296 amino acids.
AUGAAGAAUGUCAUGCAGCAAGCGCACGACAAACAUGUGCAGGAGGUGGGACAGCUUCAGAGUCAAUUACAGAAGCAGCAGGGGCAGGACACGCGUCAGCUCGUGAUAGAGACGCUUGGACAGCUGAACUCCAAGCUGAAGCAGAAGAACGAUCGAUGCCAGCGUCAGAUAUCUCAGCUGACGGCCGAGGUGCAGAAUCUGCAGGCUGAGCGCACGAACAUGGCUCAGCGCAUGCAGAACGAGAUCGAUCAGCAGGUGACCUACUACCAGGAGAAGUUCAUGCAGUCGGAGAGAGCCAACCAUGAGAUGGAGGGCAGCAUCUCUCAGCGUACGGAGGUUGAGCACACGCUGCAGCGGCGGCUAGCUGAGGUGACGGAGGAGCUACAUCCAGAGCGUAUGCAGCAUGUGACGGCCGACUCCGAGCUAGCGAAGGCCAAUGCGCUUACUACGGCCGCCCAGGAGGAGUCGACGAAGCUGAAGAACCGAUUGAACUCCCUUCAAAGCAGCGAGGCAGAGCAGCUACAGAUGGUGAAGGAGCUGGAGGGAAAGCUACAGGAACAGGUGUAUGUGCGGUCAGAGCUAGAGAGCAAGGUGCAGGACAUGCAGCGGCAGAUGGAUGCACUCAUGCUCGAGCUACCGGAACUGAACGAAGCCAAGGAGAAGCUGUUGUUGCAGGUCCGGCGAUCGGAGGGAGAGGGACAAGAGGAUGUUGUCCAGAGUGUCAAUGGUGACCACGUCGACGACACGUUGAAACAAUUGAACAAGGUCCAAGAGUCGCGACAGAGCAAGGAACUGCUGGGGCUGAGUGCGAGAUGCCUGUCGACCAAGAGACGGCCGACGCCGACGAUGAGGAGUCGGAACGGUGCGACGCACGACCCCCAGCGGACUUGACGCCCUCGCCAGCCGGCAGCGAAGGAGAUGAAGUGGGGAAAGCGGGCAUGGCAGACGAGACGGCGAGGUGGCACAAGGCCGUUGGAGCCAUGGAGCAUGGUUACCGACCACGGGGCUUGGCGCAAAUGCCGGAGCAAGUUACGCGUAGCCGGGUGCAGGUGCAGCCGCCCGUGUACUACGUCUAGACAGAUGAGUGGCAGCGAGAGGGAAGAAGAAGAGACAUACGGUGGCAAUAGGAUCGCUCAAGCUGGGGUAGGACCCCGUGGUGAGAUAACACUGUACGAAUCUGCGGGGAGGAGGAAGUGACGAAGCAUAUGACGCCUCGUGAGUCUCCUGCGGGUGAUGUUUACGCUCGCGGGGGUACGACUCCUCCUUUAUAACACCGCCGGAUGUGUUAGCGGAGCGGACGGGGAUGGCACGUGUCGAUCUGGAGUAUCGACGCGGGUGGUGGGGUCACGCCCACUGCCCGUGU